Molecule: messenger RNA, 1387 nt
Organism: Paraphaeosphaeria sporulosa
Lineage: Eukaryota; Fungi; Ascomycota; Dothideomycetes; Pleosporales; Didymosphaeriaceae
Product: CDP-diacylglycerol--serine O-phosphatidyltransferase
Exons: 4
Coding region: 281-1006 (241 amino acids)
Biological process (GO): phospholipid biosynthetic process
Cellular component (GO): membrane
Molecular function (GO): phosphotransferase activity, for other substituted phosphate groups
Source: RefSeq, a predicted model, not a curated record
CCGUUCAAAAGCGUGUGGAGUUGCGAACGCACUCCCGAAUCUUGGCAUAGGUUCAGCCUUGACGUUCGCUAGCUGCCGCAUAUGACGUGGGCCAGCAGCUCCUCAAGAACCUUGAAUAGUUUCCGCAAUCCUGCACCACCUACACGUCGACGCGGGUACACACGAACCCACAGACGCACUCGAAAUACCCACGUCUCUUUAUCGUCUUUCUCUCAUUACCCUCUCACCAGCCAUACCUACGCCUUCCGCUGCCUACUCCCCACCUCACCGCUACCCCAUCAUGUCGCGAAGAAACGGCGCGCCCGCUGGGCCAAAGGACGAGAUGCCCCCGUCAAAGGACCAGACGCAAGACAAGCAAGCGCGGCUCCUCAGCUCAGAAGCUGGGCACUUCUCGCUCUUCCGUGCGCUACACCUCGCAGAUUUCAUCACCGAGAUGAACGGCUUCUGCGGCGUCAUGUCCAUCUUCUCGUCGCUCCGCUACUGCGCCCAAGAUGACCCCACAAACUACACAAACGCCUAUAUCGCGCUCAGCCUGAUUCCCCUGGGCAUGUUCUUUGACCUGUUCGACGGCAAGGUCGCGCGCUGGAGGAAGAAGGCCUCCCUCAUGGGCCAGGAGCUCGAUUCGCUGGCUGACCUGAUAUCCUUCGGCGUCGCCCCCGCCUCCGCUGCCUUCGCCCUCGGCCUCCGCACGCCCCUCGACCACCUCCUCCUCGUCUUCUUCGUCCUCUGCGGCCUCACCCGCCUUGCCCGCUUCAACGUCACCGUGGCCAUGCUCCCCAAAGACGCCACCGGCAAGUCCAAAUACUUCGAGGGCACCCCGAUCCCCACCUCCAUCGGCCUCGCCUGCAUCAUGGCCUUCUGGGCGAGCAAAGGGUGGACCCACGCCCAGCUGCCGCUUGGCGUGAUGGGUGUCGGCCAAUGGUGGGAGGUGCAUCCUGUCGCGCUGGCGUUUGUGCUGCACGGGUGUCUAAUGGUUAGCAAGACGCUACAUGUGCCGAAGCCGUAGAGCGGAUGUGGUGGGACUGGUGUGGUAUCCAGGAGGGUUGCAAGAGGAGAGGCAUGAGAGUUCGAUGCUCUGGUGUUUCCGGACGUGAUCCGCACUGUUCUCAUAUUCAGAGAGCGGGAGAAGAUGCAUCUAUAUGUGGCACCACCUCAUCGUGGUCGAUGCUUAUGAGUACAAAAGAAAGAAUUGAUAUACCUUGAACUAAUUACGAUGGCUAAAGGAUACAUACCGUGCGAUUUCUCGUGGGCGAUUUCUCGUGGGCGAUAGACUUCUUCCCCAUAAUUCAAACGAUUCUACUCAGAAACGAUCGUUUUGCAACUGACCCAGAUGCAAUAAAGCCACAUGUUAUUAGACAUCACAAAGCAACAUGCGUAGUCUAGUCCG